Messenger RNA from Adineta ricciae, 3096 nucleotides. Lineage: Eukaryota; Metazoa; Rotifera; Eurotatoria; Adinetida; Adinetidae. The record is from the annotation of a GenBank genome assembly.
AUGAUGGUCGUUCCUCAAUCUCAAGCCGUGUCAACUGAAUCGAAAAUGGAAUUAGAUAAAAACAAACAGAAUUACAUCCAAAUUCUAACUCUAUCGAAACGCUUAUCCGAUCGAUAUUCAGCAAAUCAAUCUCUACAGAAAAUCUUCAAUCCUGAACCAUGUCGUUUACGUGACAAGUUCAAACAUAUGUGCGAAACAUUGUUACUCGACGAUCCGAUUGAUUAUGGACUGAAAAUCAUCGAUCUUCUUUGGCGAAAAGCUGCUUACGAACCUAUUCAAGUAUUCAAACGACACCGGCAAGAUUCCGACGAAUCGGUGGUGAAAGAAAGUGAAAUAAUGUACCGAAUGCAUCUCUUGGCAAUCUUUGGAUUUUAUUCGAAUUUAUUAAUGAAAUUCGCUGCGCUGAUCAAACCGUAUCGAAAUCUGAGUCAUUUCUUCGACUUUAUUCAAUUGUUUAAUGAUAAUAAAUCUGUAAACAUGAUCACGACAAUGAAAACGGACAAUCUAAUCGAAUCAUUGCUAAAACUCAUUCACAAAUGUCUAAUUUGUUUGGGUGAUAUCAGUCGUUAUCUAAGUGAAUACGAUGGUUGUACACAAACAGCUGAGAAGUAUUACACUAUGGCAGUACUUCUUGAUCAUGAAGUUGGGAUGCCGUUGAAUCAGUUGGGAACGUUGUGCGGUCGAUCGAAUAGUAAUUGUGAUGCGGCUUUUUUCUAUUUGCUUUGUUUGAGUACUGCACAUCCAUUCGAGGGUGCUAAGGAUAACUUACAGAUGCUCUUCGAGCGCAAUGAGAAACGUUUUCAAGAAUUAAGCAAACAACAUGGCAGAAAUCGAAAUGAAAACUUGACUAAUCGCGAUAUUCGUCGUUUUCUCGUGGAAUUCUUACAUGUAACUCACCAAUUACUUGAAUCAAAUAAUAUCGGGCAAAUUCAAGACUGUGGUCAGCAAACAUUGAAUGAUUUCAAUGCUUGUAUGUUUUCUCAAAAUGAUUCGAUCCUUUCGCCGGAACUGAUCUUUAAACUAUUGUCGAUAUCGAUGAUACUUGUGGAUCGCAUUCAACGCACCCGAAGUCGAACAGUGAAACAACCGAUACUUUUUGCUGGAAUAGCUUUUGCUAUUGCGCUAUUUUCCCAUGUGGUUAACCAUACGAUCAUUCGACUACAAAAUGCUUUUUAUCAGUUGCAUGAUGUGCGUACAAAAACGAACGAGACCGAUUCGGAAGAGGAAGAAGAACGUCGACAGGCAGAAGCUAAAGAAAAGCGACGGCGAAUGAAAAUGGUCUUGUCGCGACGUCGCCGACGAAGUGCAUCAUCAUCAUCGAAUGGAAGUGAUCAAAGCGAUGGUUCGCUUUCCAACGAACGAGAUCCACGACGAGAUGAUUCGUCCGAUGAUUAUCACUCUGAGGAUGAAAUACCAGAUUAUCUCUCCGGAGGUUCAUCGUCGGACGAAAAUGACGAAAUCAAACAGGUAAUUCGCGAUGAAAAGGACAAAGAAGCUGAAGAAUUGGCAAUCAAAGUUGCGCUCGAAGAAUUUAUGGAGAAAAUCAAACAAAGCGGUGCUGUUUUUCAAAAUGCAAACGAUUCUCAAAUACCACAAACGUCACUCUUUUCAUUUACUGAUCUCUCCACUCAUCUGUUCGCAGCAUUUGCAUUACAAGAUGGUGCAUCGCCACUUUUCCUCGAUCAAAAUGCUUUCGAUGAAGAUCCGUACUCCAUGUCGAUGUACAGCUAUGACCAACCGUACAAAUCGAUUCUAGUAGGAAAUAAACAAAUUAACGUACCGCCAGGAUUCGAACAGAAUAGAGAUGCACUUGCUGCAGCAGAGAUCGAACAGAAAAUGGCCGAAUUUCCACUGGAACAUAUUGUGGACAAUGCAACUAAUGACGACGAUGACGAAGACGAAGACGAAGACGAAGAUAACAACGAUCAUGCCACUCGAUAUCAUGGGACAAAAUUAAUAAUUGAACUCUUAGAAAACGAAUAUCUUUUAUCUGCAAUAAAAAUCUUCUGUGAUUGGCUCGCUGGCAACAAACGUCUUCUUCAAAUGCUUUUACCGAUCUCUCAGGGUUUAUGGUCGAAACUAGCUUUACUACUCAACUUCCUCCCCCAUGAACGUGACAUUAUCAGAAGUGGCCUAGUUUCUGUCAAUUCGUCGAUUCAUCCGCUGCUGAGUAAAUUCGUUGAAACAAAAGUUUUUGUUUUCCCACCACCCAUGCUUGACGAGGACAUUCAACUGCGAGCAUUUCAAGCGUUGAAAGUCGAUCGGAAUCAUUUGAAAUUGAACUUAAACCAAUUAUCAUCAUUAAGCAAAUUUGAAUCAACAAUUAUUCGUAUAUGUUCCCUUCGACGAUUUGGUUAUUACGUUUCAUCACUUCUGUCCAAUUCACAAUUUAGUUACGAUAAUAAUAAGCUGUCCUUCGUUGCUGCGAUGGUUCCAUCGGAACAAGCGCCAGUAGAAGCAUCUGCAAGUAAAACAGCCGAUCCGAUUGCUGAUGAAGAACGAAAAUCGCGUCUAAUGCGCGAUAUGGCAGCACUUCGUUUACAAGCGGAAAUUAGUCAAUUGGAAAACAGUUUAAAGAACGAAGAGUUCUCUCUCCCGCCUUAUCUCGUCAUCGAUUCAUCAGUUUUAUGUACAAAUUUGAAUCUAAUACAACAGUUCGUCCAAUCACAACGCUUCAUCAUUGUCAUUCCACUCGUCGUGAUUGACAUUCUUGAUGAACUGAAGAAAGAACAACGUGAAGCACGUGAUGCGAUCCGUUGGCUUGAAACACAAUUUCGACUUGGAAAUAGAUUCAUUCGGACACAAGCUGCUCAUGAACGAUUAAACAAUCCGAGCAAGAAAAAAACGCAUAAAAACAAAGAUUUCUGCCGCUUUCAAGAAAUUCUCGAUUGCUGUCUUUAUUUCUCUCAACAAAGUAAUCGUGAUAAGCAAUCAUCAGCACCACCGACAGCAAAUAGUUCCCUAUCAACAGCAAAUGUACUUACCGCCCGAACAUUAACCAAUAAAGAACAACAGACCGUAGAUAAAGAAGGUGUUACUAUCCAACACAUCGAUGAUUUUCAUCGACGUUGGAAGCAAUCAACACCAGAGAAAUAA